Messenger RNA from Cordyceps fumosorosea ARSEF 2679, 2286 nucleotides. Its product is annotated as pyridine nucleotide-disulfide oxidoreductase family protein. NCBI's taxonomy places the organism in Eukaryota, Fungi, Ascomycota, Sordariomycetes, Hypocreales, Cordycipitaceae. Bases 1 to 2286 code for a protein of 761 amino acids. The transcript has a single exon. The record is from RefSeq and is a predicted model, not a curated record.
AUGGGUAAAAAGCUGGCCCAAUCGAUCUCCGUCACCAAGCCCGAUGUGGUAAUUGUUGGCGGCGGCGCAGGCGGCAUCGCCGUCGCCCUGCACCUUAUCGAGCAGGCAAAGAAAGGGCGGAUUCUUCGCGAAAUAGUCAUCAUCGAGAAGCGGGACAUCCUGGGGCCGGGCCUGGCCUUCUCGACCGACUGCCAUGGAACGAUCCUCAACAUGCACUCAGACACUAUGGGGAUAUACAACGAGAACCCCCAAGACUACACACAAUGGCGGAAAAGCCUCGAAGACGGACCGUUCCCGUCCCGAGUCGACUAUGGAAAAUAUCUCCAAGAACGAUGGACAAAGGCGACGGAGGAGGCACGUGCUCUCGGCAUCGUCAUCGUCGCCGUGCAGGCCAACGCCACCGACAUUGACCGCGUGGGCGACUCCGGAUAUACGGUCACCCUCGACAACCAGACCACGCUCACAGCACACGCCGUGGUCCUCGCCCUCGGCAACUUCACCGGGUCGGCCAACGGGCACCUCGCCGGCAAGCCCGGCUACUUAGCCAACCCGUGGCCCACCACCCAACUCAGCUCCAUCCCGCCCACCGCACACGUCCUCGUCGUCGGCUCCCGGCUGUCCGCCGUGGACACCGCGCUCUACCUGUCCGAGAAUGGCCACCAGGGCCCCGUCACGUUCAUGUCGCGCAGCGGCCGCCUGCCCCGGGUGCAGGGCGACCCGACCCCCAACCCGCGUCGCUACGCGCUGCACGAGCUCGCCCGGGAGGUUGAGGGCACCGGCAACCCGGAGGAGAACCUGCUGCGGCUGGCGAGCGCGCUGAUGGACGAGAUCUCCACAGCGACCGGCGGCGACUGGAGCUGGAUGGUGGAGAAGGCGUCGCCGAAGGAGCAGCUGGAGGCGGACCUGGCGGCCGCGCAGGAGGGCCGGGUGCGCUGGCAGUCCAUCCUGAACGGCACGGCGCCGGUGGUGGAGCGCUACUGGAACGCGCUGUCGGCGACGAGCCAAAAGUUGUUCAUGGAGCGGUUUAACAGCGCGUGGAUGACGUACCGCCACGCGAUGCCGGUGAAGAACGCGAAGCGCGUGUUGGCCCUGCUGAGCAAGGGCCAGCUGCGGGUCGUCCGCGGCGACAACGUGGCCUGGGAAGGCAACAUGUUCACGGCGCGGACGUCGGCCGGGCUGGUGGAGACGCCGUACGUGGUCGAGGCGACGGGUGCGGAGAGCCGCCUCGAGCGCGUGGACUCGCCGCUGGUGCGGGCCGCGCUGGCCAAGGGCCUGCUGGCGCCGCAUGCCGCCGGCGGGGUGGUGGUCGACUUUCACAGCCUGCAGGCGGACAAGGGCCUGUACGUGAUGGGCUCGCUGACGCGGGGCACGCACUUCUACGUCAGCGCGACGGACCGCGUGGCCGCGCAUGCGUCCCGGAUCGCGAAAUCGUUGACUUGCGAGCCCUUCGCGGCGGCGCUGCACGUGGCCGUGUUCGUCGGUGGCGACCUCGUGUCGAACAUCAUGGCCAGCAAGCUGGUGCCGGAGCUGCUGCGCGCCGGGCACGUGCCCUACAUCUUCCUCGCGCCGGAGCAGAGGAGGCAGAAGGGAGCGGCAGCGGAGGUCCCGGAGCUCGCGUUCCUGGAGAGCGAGCUGCUGCAGGAGCACGUCAUCCCAUACUUUAGCGGCAAGGGCGCCGAGGACGCCCGGAGCCCGACGGUGCGGCAGCUGGCGGCCAUGCACGGCAUCCUGGUGCGCCCCCUGCCGAUCCGGUCGUUCUCGGGGACGAUGGGCAAGCAUCGCAUCGACGCGGGGUUGUCGCUCGGCCCCGGCGAGCUUCCCGGCGCGGACGAGUACUUCUCUGACGGCGGUAGGACGCUGCUCCAGCUGCACUCGGAGAAGCUGUCAUCAUACCGUGGGGUCAUGGCCGCCGCGAGGAGCGGCGGGGGACACUUCCUCUACGCGCUGCGCGAGGUGAGGCGGGUCGGGACGCACGUCGUGGACAUCCGGAAGCACGCGGUCGACCAGGCCAAGCCGGCGCUGGCGUGCAUGGAGGACGUGCACGCGCUGGGCAUCGAGAUGGCCAUGGGGGCGGUCGGCAAGAUUGCGCGCGGCGAGCAUCUCGGCGCCGUCAGCCCGGUUGCGGAGGGCGACGGCGGCCGGCCGUCCAAGGCGGAGGUGGACGAGUAUGCGGCGGGCAUCGUGCAGGUCCUGGUCGACUCGUUCGCGUCAACGCAGAAGAGGGACGACUUCCAGUCGCAUAUCCUCGAGGUGGUGAGGGAGUGGUCGGACAGGAACUAUGCGUGA